AUGGGAAUGAGAGCGGCAAUAGUCCCCAAUUCCGAAUGCGAAGCAGCUAGCCUGCGACAACCGAACUGUGCAUGGCCAUCUAGGGCGAUCGUUUCUGGCACCCAGCUAGAGGUAAGGGCUUCAGGGCAUUCUUACAGCCUCCCUCUAGAUUUUUCACUGAAACAUGGUUCAAAACUGUCUUUUCCUCUAAAUAAAUGCAACACAGUCCUUCGAGGUCAGCUGCAAAGAACAGAAUCUGCGCAGAUAUUGGCAAGCGCAUUGCCGCGCAGGGACGUGCGCGUAAGGUACGUUGAGGUGCUCUUCUUUAUUCUAUCAGUGUAUUUUGCUUGUAUUUCACUUUAUAUAUAUGCAAAUAUGGAAGCUGUUCGGCUUCACGAUGACGCUGAGCAGCACAGUGACGGCUCAUCUGGGCCUAUUCCCAGCAAGGCUACUCGCGCCGCCGACUCGAUAACCAGCGCAGAAGAGGCUGGGCAAUCAACCGUCUGCUGCAGCAGUGAAGAUGAAUAUCCAAGCGCAGAGAACUAUGCAAGUGAUGACGAACGCCAAGACAGUGAUGAUCAAAGGCGUACUCAUCCAACCCCAGCCGCAGCAGAGCCGCAACAGCAACCGUUGCAUGCCGCGCUGCUCGAGCAGCAGCCACUCUUACAGAUUUCUCAGCCGUCUGGUGUUCCAUCAGCUCCAUAUGCAUACACCAUCAGCAGCUUAGAUGAUAUCGCCCCUAGCGAAGCACCUACUGCGUGGCUUAAACCCCGGAUCAAAAUCGACGGGCCUGAAGUGUUUCACGGGUUGUUGAGGGCCAACGACGAAAGUCUUCCGGCUACCGAAAGUGUUCCAUCCACCGAAACCUUUGUUUCCUUUCAAGGACAGUGGCGCGUUGUGACAUCGGCUGGGACUAGUUCCUAUAUUGGGCCAACAAUGAACCCAUGGGACCCUUCCACGGCGGCGUACCCCUUACCGAUCACCUACAAAGUGUCUGACGAAGAGGUUGUUGUCAGGGAAGCCAACAAUUACAUAUCCCGCGCGGACGCCAGGCACGGAAUCCUCGAAAGGAUUCGUCGUUUUUUCUGCACAUCCAUCGCGGAAUACAUGCAAAGUUGA
Cyclospora cayetanensis is the source of this 1098-nucleotide messenger RNA. RefSeq lists its product as uncharacterized. The record is from RefSeq and is a predicted model, not a curated record. The transcript has 3 exons. NCBI's taxonomy places the organism in Eukaryota, Apicomplexa, Conoidasida, Eucoccidiorida, Eimeriidae. Bases 1 to 1098 code for a protein of 365 amino acids.